This is a messenger RNA of Grosmannia clavigera kw1407, 2907 nucleotides long. RefSeq names its product ankyrin repeat-containing protein. NCBI's taxonomy places the organism in Eukaryota, Fungi, Ascomycota, Sordariomycetes, Ophiostomatales, Ophiostomataceae. The coding region runs from base 1 to 2907 and encodes 968 amino acids. Gene Ontology annotation, molecular function: protein binding. The record is from RefSeq and is a predicted model, not a curated record. The transcript has a single exon.
AUGUUCGAGGUGCAGCUGACCACUCUUCCGGAACACCUUUACAAUAAAUUUGCGCACAAGUUUCUUUACAAAGGACAAGCUGGGUCUCUGACGAAGACGGAUCAGAUUGUACUGGACAUGUCCCAUGGUAUAUCUAUGUGUUACGGACUCUGUGCUAUGUACAUGAAGGAAAAACUGGAGACUGUACGCGGCAAAGGCGACAGGCACGCGGAGGAUUUGGACAUCGAGGAAAUUGUCUCGGACGGAAACAUAUUCCUCCAAAAUCUCACAGUCGCGGGAACCAGCAUGCAGGGGUCUUCCUUGACUUUGAAACCACCGAACGCUAUUCAAUCUGCCAAUGGUCUCGAAACUUGGCUAGACAAGACGUUAGAGGAUACGUCACAGAAGCUUCUAUCGAAACAGCUUCGAGUUGCAGAAAAGCAACUGGAAUGGAUGGAGAAACAGGCCAGACAAACGUUAACGGACAAGGAAGAAAAGUGUCGACAAUUGUUCUAUCCUACCAACGGCUUGUCGUAUGAUUGGUACAAAGGCCGCGUAGCAGAACGAGUGGCUGGUACAUGUCAAUGGUUCCUCGGCCACGAAAACUUCAAAAAAUGGCUUGAACAGGAUUCGGGACCACUGUUGGUGUCUGCAGACCCCGGAUGUGGAAAGUCUGUCUUGGCCAGAUACCUGAUCGAUCACGAGCUACCAAAGACGAAAGCAGCUGUCUGCUAUUUUUUCUUCAAGGACCAGGACCAAAACACCAUCAGCCAGGCAUUUUGCGCACUGCUACAUCAGCUUUUCAUCCAACAGCCUAUUCUCGUCCAACAUGCCAUGACGGAAUACUCUCGAUCUGGAGACAGCUUAAAGACCAGUUCAGAGGCAUUAUGGCGUGUCUUGGAAAAGGCUGUUCAGGACCAACGUGCAGGACCUGUGAUCAUGGUUCUAGACGCGUUGGAUGAGUGUGUGGACUCGAACUUUGACGACUUGGUCACGAAAAUAGAACGCCUCUUUCAGUCGAAGCAGCCAAGCACUAUCCGAAUUUUGCUAACAUGCCGCCCGUACGUCGAAAUCAUACACAGAUUCUACAAACUUGUCGAAGCCUUUCCCGAAAUUCGCAUUCCAGGAGAAGAGGAAUCAGAAGCCAUCAGUCAAGAAGUGGAGUUGGUGGUCGUCCACCGAGCUAAGGAGCUGGCGAAACAAAAAAAACUGGCGCCGAACCUUCAAGACCUCCUUGUCGAUCAACUGAAACAGGUAAAACAUCGCACCUACCUUUGGGCAUACCUUGUGUUCGACUACCUGGAGAAAAAGCAGAUAAAAAAGACGGAGAAAGCUGUCAAGGAUUUGUUCUCCUCGCUUCCAAAAAGUGUCAACGAGGCGUACGAAAAAAUCUUGAACAAGCUUGAUGACGACGAAAAGAUGAAGGCUAGAAAAGCCUUGAGCAUCAUCAUCGCAGCAAGACGACCGCUCUCUAUCAUUGAGAUGAACUUUGCCCUCCACGCGACAUACUCAUCGACGUCUAUUGAUGAUCUCGACCUCGAACCAUCCAUCAACUUCCAGUCAUAUUUACGGCAAUUGUGCGGACUGUUUGUUUCGGUCUACCAGGAGAAUGUCUACUUUCUUCACCAAACGGCUCGGGAGUUUCUCCUCGCCACCGAGUCUCAACUUGCGGACUCUUCACAGCCACGCUGGCAGCAAUCCAUAACAAAUCACGAAGCGCAUUCCGUUAUUGGAGAGGCAUGUGUGGGCUAUCUUAGUCUAUUCAACCACAACUCUAAGGAUGACGUCGACACUACCUUCUUCAACUAUGCAGCUAUAAAUUGGGGUACUCACAUCCACGAGGCUUGCCUUCAUGCUACAAUAGCACCGAAGGUUUUGGAAAUUUGUGAUCCAAACUCUACAAGCUAUUCGGCAUGGUACAAAUACGUUUGCAAAGCACAGCCACACAAUGGCCUCAGCAAAGACCUCAUAUCAGGUCUAAGCAUUAUAUGCUACUUUGGUUGCAGUAGUGCAGCAGAGCUUUUACUCAAUAGGGGUGCUGAUGUUAACGCUGCUAAUUCUAAUGGCCGGACGCCGUUAUCCCACGCUGCUCGGAAUGGACACAAGACUACGGUUAAUCUUUUGCUUAAUAGGGGCGCUAAUAUUAACGCUGCUGAUUCUGACGGCCAGACGCCGUUACACGACGCUGUUUGGAAUGGAAACGAGACUACGAUUAAGCUUUUGCUUGAUAGGGGCGCUGAUAUUAACGCUGCUGAUUCUGACGACUGGACGCCGUUACACGACGCUGUUUGGGUUGGACACGUGGCUACGGUUAAGCUUUUGCUUGAUAGGGGCGCUGAUAUUAACGCUGCUGAUUCUAAGGGCCGGACGCCGUUACACGACGCUACUCGGAAUGGAAACGAGACUACGAUGAAGCUUUUGCUUGAUAGGGGCGCUGAUAUUAACGCUGCUGAUUCUAAGGGCCGGACGCCGUUACACGACGCUACUCGGAAUGGAAACGAGACUACGAUUAAGCUUUUGCUUGAUAGGGGCGCUGAUAUUAACGCUGCUGAUUCUGACGACUGGACGCCGUUACACGACGCUGUUUCGAAUAGACACGAGACUACGGUUAAUCUUUUGCUUGAUAGGGGCGCUGAUAUUAACGCUUUUAAUUCUAAGGGCCGGACGCCGUUACACGACGCUGCUUGUGAUGGACACGAGACUACGGUUAAGCUUUUGCUUGAUAGGGGCGCUGAUAUUAACGCUGCUGAUUCUGACGGCCAGACGCCGUUACACGACGCUACUCGGAAUGGAAACGAGACUACGAUGAAGCUUUUGCUUGAUAGGGGCGCUGAUAAAAACGCUAUUGAUUCUGACGGCCGGACGCCGUUAGGUGUUGCUAGUGACGCUGUACGCUAUAUUUUGAUUGAAAGGGGAGCGUUUUAUUGA